AUGGAAUACACUUUUCGGUUCAUCAGGUUCAAGAUGCAUAUCCCCCAAGUCGUCGUCACUGCCCUGGCUCUCUUCAGCCCUUGGGACAAGCACAUCUGGACUGCCUCAGACGAUACCGUCCGUGGCGGCAUUAGCCAGUCCUACUUUGAUGUCCUUGAGCCCAAGACUCAUGAGAACCCUUUCUCGCACCCCAUCGCCAAGUUCUACGGACACUUGGACCACGAGACUCUUGGUGGAUCUGGAUUCGCCUCGCAGCGUACGAUUGAUGGUCUUCCACCUACUGAUCUUUCCAAGUACGACCGCCUCCUUCUUGAAAUCCCCUACUCGGAUGGCAAGAUCUACACCAUCAACAUCAGAGACUCGGACGUCGAGACAAAGGGCGGCAAAGAUCAGCCUUCCGUCAACUGGGCUUAUGACUUCCAGCUCCCUGCUACCAAGGUCGUGAAGGAAGAAAUUGAACUUCACCAGGUUGUCAUCUACUUCAAGGAUCUCACCCCAACUGUUCGAGGAACCGUUCAGAAGGAUGCCAAGCCUCUUAACCUGGCCAAAAUCCUUGGUGCCAGUAUCAUGAUUCGCAGCUUCGAGACAACGCAGCAAGGCGACUUUGAGCUUAGGAUCAAGUCUGUCACUGCUUUGGGACAGGACUGUGAGGCUCCCAAGAUUGAAGUCUCAUGCGAGAGCCUGUGCGGCAAGAAGAUUGAGGUUUACUAAGCCGGUGCAUUGGUCUGAACCUUGCAAAGAGGAUCUCUGGAGGAGUAUCGAACAUACGCAGAUGAGAAGCAAUAUGGCUGUAAACAUAGUCUGUGUAUUUUAAUUGCUUCUGGAGAUCCAGUUAACAACAUAUCAUAU
This is a messenger RNA of Fusarium graminearum PH-1, 849 nucleotides long. RefSeq lists its product as uncharacterized. The record is from RefSeq and is a predicted model, not a curated record. The coding region runs from base 1 to 711 and encodes 236 amino acids. The transcript is spliced from 3 exons. Gene Ontology annotation, biological process: NADH dehydrogenase complex assembly. NCBI's taxonomy places the organism in Eukaryota, Fungi, Ascomycota, Sordariomycetes, Hypocreales, Nectriaceae.